Macrosiphum euphorbiae (potato aphid) is the source of this 204-nucleotide messenger RNA. The record is from the annotation of a GenBank genome assembly. NCBI's taxonomy places the organism in Eukaryota, Metazoa, Arthropoda, Insecta, Hemiptera, Aphididae.
AUGAAGCAGACGUACAAUGAGUGCCUUGGAAGUUGGAGGACCGUUCCUUGGGUGGAGGGCGAGCUGGCAACGACAUUUGGAAGCGGCUUGGCGGUAGGCGCUUGUGUUUCGCAACAACCACCAUCGGUUAGCGAGAACGGUACCGCAUCGAGGACCCAUCCGAAUAUUGAGCUCAAUGAAGUGGCAAAGAUUCGUCGAUCUUGA